This is a messenger RNA of Chaetomium strumarium, 739 nucleotides long. RefSeq lists its product as uncharacterized. The transcript is spliced from 2 exons. Lineage: Eukaryota; Fungi; Ascomycota; Sordariomycetes; Sordariales; Chaetomiaceae. Gene Ontology annotation, biological process: peptidyl-glutamine methylation; rRNA (guanine-N7)-methylation; tRNA methylation. The record is from RefSeq and is a predicted model, not a curated record. Bases 222 to 605 code for a protein of 127 amino acids. Gene Ontology annotation, molecular function: protein heterodimerization activity.
AUAGGAAGUCUCUGGCCUGAGUUACAGGAUACAGAUCUGUCUCGGGGAUUUGAUUAGAUGCCGUCGUGGUUCCAAAAAAGUGGUUGAAGAUGGGAUUUCAUCAGACCUUCGUUAGACGCAUUAAGUGGCCCCGUUUUAGGCAUCCGUAACUUUUUUUUCCGUCACCUUCAAGACUGAAAGUUGCGAGCCAUCUGUUCUACAUACAGCAAUAGUGCCCAAAAAUGAAGGUUCUGACAUUAAAUUUUCUGACCUGCGCGGUCAAGACGUGCAAGGCUUCUUCCGACUCAUUUCCGCUGCACCCUAAGGAUGCAGAGCUUGUCAGUGAUGAUGUCGAGCUCAAUCCUCAGUUGUUAGUCAACUUGCUGCCCCGCAUCGAUUGGAAUGCGCUGCGGACAACAUCGACAGAGUUGGGCUUCCCUGAACUGCCUGAGCAGCCGCCCACGGUUGAGGAGCUUCGGGCUGACGAAAAAAUGCUGAAGGACCUGCACACGUUGCUCAUGGAGACGCAAAUCAACGAGGGCAAGUUAGUGUGCGGGCAUUGCGGACACGAGUAUGCUAUUCGGGAAGGGAUUGCAAAUUUCCUCUUGCCAAGUCACCUGGUAUGAGCGGAAAGUACAUUGUGGAGGUUGGGAGGGGGAAAAGGCGUUCAUCAUCCAUCCGCAACGGGAGAGGCAUUCAUUACAGGGUCGGCUCACGCUGCUGACGACAUGAAGCUUUCAGCAAUGAAGUACAUGCCAUG